AAAGUUUCACUGUGACGUCAUGGAUUUUUAACAAGCUAACACAACACAGGCAAACAAUUUCAGCUUGCCGAAACCUGCUAUAUGUAACUUAAUCCUUUCAAUCUUGCCAACAAAAUUUAUUAGAAAAGAAUCCUUAUCACUAUCAGCUCGUUAUUGUUUUGUUUUAUCUUCAUAUUUCAUUCCAAUACGUUUUACUGAUUAGGUGUCGUAUACCUUUUUGAAUUGACAAUCCCACUAGUAUUAACUCGAGUGCCUUCUGGUGACAUUAUCAAAUCAGACGUUGUUCAAAAUGGUUCAGAAACACUCCGUAGCCGGCUACGAAAACUUCGUCAGCUUUAUGAAGGACUUCCAGAGCAAUGGCCAGAUGGUGAAUAUCCUUUUCUCGGGAGCUAAGCUGGAAAACGGCGUCAGCUGGUGCAGUGAUUGCGUUGAAGCUGCCCCCUUCAUCGAAGCGGCCCUGGCAACGGCACCGGCAGAAUCCCAUUUCAUCCACGUAGACGUCGGGGAUAGACCAACGUGGAAAGAUAUGAACAAUCCGUUCCGCAAGAAUAGCGAUACCCAUCUCAGCGUUAUUCCAACACUGAUCCGGUGGAAGAAUCCCCAGCGAUUAGAAGGCGAACAGUGCUGCAAGGCAGAUCUUCUGGAGAUGUUCUUCGCCGAUGAGGACUGAAUGAUGAAAUGGUGUAACAUUACGGUUCAGCGAAUAAAGCAAGAUGUGUGGGAAUUUUAAUCAUUCA
Molecule: messenger RNA, 737 nt
Organism: Aedes aegypti (yellow fever mosquito)
Lineage: Eukaryota; Metazoa; Arthropoda; Insecta; Diptera; Culicidae
Product: thioredoxin domain-containing protein 17
Exons: 2
Coding region: 290-670 (126 amino acids)
Cellular component (GO): cytosol
Molecular function (GO): protein-disulfide reductase [NAD(P)H] activity
Source: RefSeq, a predicted model, not a curated record